Molecule: messenger RNA, 1774 nt
Organism: Puntigrus tetrazona (Sumatra barb)
Lineage: Eukaryota; Metazoa; Chordata; Actinopteri; Cypriniformes; Cyprinidae
Gene: kcnk1b
Product: potassium channel, subfamily K, member 1b
Biological process (GO): stabilization of membrane potential; potassium ion transmembrane transport
Cellular component (GO): membrane
Molecular function (GO): potassium ion leak channel activity
Source: RefSeq, a predicted model, not a curated record
UCUUAUGAGCCUGUUCAUUUAAGAAUUAAAAUUAAAAACGCCAACAAAAACUGAACAACAGACUAUCACACAGGAACGUUUCGAGCACGCAGGCUCUUCUUCAGAUAAUCUGUUCAUUUAAGUGAACGAACUUCGAUUCUCAAAGGAAUUAUUCUUAUCGGUUCACAAAAACACCGGAUGUAGAAUGGACCGGUUCCCGAAAGGGUCCUCACGAGCCACUUCGAUUUGGUGAAUCAAACUCCCGCAGUGAAAAUUAAUAUGUUAUCCGUUCCAGUACAGGUAGAACUUCAGCAUCAGUUACUGGACAGGAUGCAUACAAAUAUAAGGCAUAUAGUCUGUGCUAAACACGAAUAAUAAAAUGUAUUAACUUUUAUUUUCUAUCUCUGGCAGCAGACGGUUAAUGCUUCAUAAAAAAAACAAAUAAUUGUUUUAAUUUUUAUUUCCAGCGCUACCACAAUCACAGAGUACUUAGUAUUCGCCCCCCCUCUUCUGCUUGAGGAUGUAGGAGGAUGUUAAACCGGUCGAUGCUCGUCGACGUUACCUGGUGGGCGAGAACCAGUGACGUCACGUCCCCGUUACGCGCUCAGCUCCGUCUCCUCCGCGCUGCGAUCGGAGCAGCCCGUGCAAUCUAGAGCUUUUCAACGCGCACGACCCGACGUCGACACCGCCAUCAUCAUCACCACCACCGUCGAGUUUAACAGGAAAGCUGAAGAUGCUCCAGUCCCUCGCCGGCAAUUCGUGCGUGCGCUUGAUACAGAGCAACAAAUCGGCAUGGUAUUUUCUGUUUCUCGUGCUCGGCUACGUUCUGUAUCUCAUAUUCGGAGCGGUGGUUUUCUCCUCGGUGGAGCUGCCGUAUGAAGACCUCUUGCGCCAGCAGCUCAGAGGGAUCAAACGACAGUUCCUCCAGGAGCACGAAUGUCUGUCCGAGGAAAGGCUGGAGAGGUUUCUGUCCAAAGCGCUGGAGGCCAGCAACUAUGGGGUGUCUAUUCUCAACAACGCGUCCGCCAGCUGGAACUGGGACUUCACCUCGUCUUUGUUUUUCGCUAGCACUGUCUUAUCUACCACAGGAUAUGGUCACACCGCCCCUCUCUCUGAUGGUGGGAAGGCUUUCUGUAUCAUUUACUCUGUGAUUGGCAUCCCCUUCACCCUCCUCUUCCUCACAGCUGUGGUGCAAAGGAUCAUGGUCUAUAGCACAUGGCGGCCUAUUAUGUACGUUCAUACACGCUGGGGUCUGUCUAAACCCCUGGUGGCCCUUGUUCACGCAACUCUUUUGGCCGUCGUAGCCGUGUCCUGUUUCUUCCUCAUCCCCGCUGCCACCUUCUCUGCCCUGGAAGAGAACUGGAACUUUCUGGAGUCCUUCUACUUCUGCUUUAUCUCACUCUCCACUAUCGGUCUGGGUGACUAUGUGCCUGGCGAGGCCUUUAACCAGAGGUUUCGUGAACUCUACAAACUGGGCAUCACUGUGUAUCUCCUCCUCGGCCUGAUUGCUAUGUUGGUGGUGUUGGAGACUUUCUAGCUACAGCAGCUGAAGCAGCUGAGGAAGAUGUUUUAUCUGAAGAAGGAGAAGCCCCAGGACCGUCUGGCCAUCAUGGAACAUGACCAUCUGACCUUUAGCUCCAUGCCAGACGGCACCAUCAACUCGCCCCAGGAGGACAAAACCGAACCCUUUGUGGACUUCCCCGUCCUGAACUCUCCAGGAGGUGAUGACCCCAUGAUCAAAUAGAUGUUUUAACUUCGAUCGACAUAACUCUCAAUUGAGGGAGACAUCUUUAGC